Molecule: messenger RNA, 1470 nt
Organism: Ilyonectria robusta
Lineage: Eukaryota; Fungi; Ascomycota; Sordariomycetes; Hypocreales; Nectriaceae
Product: putative MATE efflux family protein subfamily
Exons: 3
Coding region: 1-1470 (489 amino acids)
Biological process (GO): xenobiotic detoxification by transmembrane export across the plasma membrane
Cellular component (GO): membrane
Molecular function (GO): xenobiotic transmembrane transporter activity; antiporter activity
Source: RefSeq, a predicted model, not a curated record
AUGCACGGGCCGAGUCCUUCCUUUGGAGAGGUCUCCCACAAUGAGCAUCAUGUGGAUGAGACUACAAGCCUCUUGCACCAAGUUGAGGAUUCCCGAUCGGGCAAAUUAGACACCCUUUCUACCACACUUGGCCUGAGAUUAAAGUUGUUCGCUCGCGAAUGCUUGAUACUCGCCCAAACGUCAUUGCCCAUCAUCACAUCCUAUAUUCUCCAGAACUCUCUGCAGACUAUAUCCAUCAUCGUCGUGGGCAGAUUGAGACCUGAUGAUCUAUCAGUCGCCGCUUUCGCCUACAUGUUUGGUACCUGCUCCGGCUGGUUGAUCGGUAUGGGUGGCUCCACGGCCUUGGACACGCUCGCUUCAACAGCCUUCGCCGGAAGCGACAACAAACAUCAGACUGGUAUCCUCUUACAGAGGGCAUUCAUCGUCCUGACGAUGCUCUACCUUCCGGUGUGUGUGCUAUGGGUCUUUUCGGAGCCCGUCUUCGUACUGCUGGGCUUCCUGGUCUGUCUCAUUCCAGGCGGCCUGGGCUAUAUAUAUUUCGAAGUCAUGAAGAAGUACCUUCAGGCCCAAGGCAUUGUGCGGCCCGCAACCUAUGUGAUGCUGGUUGUGUCCCCUCUCAGCGCCUUUCUAAAUUACCUCUUGGUCAACACAUCUCAGUUUGGGCUACUCGGGGCGCCACUCGCUACAGGCAUCUGUUACUGGCUAUCAUUCUCUGGCCUAAUCCUCUACGUGAAAUUUGUUGCCGGUAGCCAAUGCUGGGGCGGCUGGAACAAGUCAUGUCUGAAGCACUUGGGUGUCUUUACCCGAAUCGCUAUCCUCGGCAUCAUCCAGCUUGGCACCGAGUUCUGGGCUUUCGAGAUUGUGGCUUUGAUUGCUGGACGCCUGGGAAAGUUGCCGUUGUCUGGACAGAGCGUGCUCAUGACAGCUGAUCAAGUCCUCGUCACGAUCCCCUUCGGUAUUGGAGUGGCCAGUAGUGUCAGGGUGGGUGGCGCGCUCGGCUCGAGGGACAUCAAGGGGGCCAAGAGAACAGCACAUACAGCUGCCAUCCUGAGCGUCUUGGUCGCAAGUAUUGUCUCCCUGGUCUUGAUUCUGACAAGAGAUCAUUUUGCCAAACUGUUUACGAGGGACCUCGAGGUGGUGCGCUAUGUGGCUGAAGUGAUGCCAUGGAUUGCGCUGUUCCAAAUUGCGGAUGCAGUGAACGGAAGCUGCGGUGGCGCCCUUCGAGGAGUGGGCAAGCAGCACAUUGGAGCCGUCGCAAACAUCACAAGUUACUACGUAAUCGCGCUUCCUUUGGGCUCUUGGCUGGCUUUCCGGGGCUGGGAACUCUCGGGCCUUUGGAUUGGACAAUGCAUCGGGAUGGUAUUAGUAGGAUCUAUGGAGCUGUGUUUUGUUCUAUGCAUCAACUGGGAGAAGGAAAUCGGUCAUGCCUUGAAGAGAAUCCAGGAGGAUGAGGUUGCACAGGUGGCUUGA